This is a messenger RNA of Perca fluviatilis (European perch), 5895 nucleotides long. RefSeq lists its product as uncharacterized. Bases 919 to 1245 code for a protein of 108 amino acids. NCBI's taxonomy places the organism in Eukaryota, Metazoa, Chordata, Actinopteri, Perciformes, Percidae. The record is from RefSeq and is a predicted model, not a curated record. The transcript is spliced from 2 exons.
CACUCAGAGAGAAGAGGAGGAGGGGAAACAAGGGGAGAGAGGGAAACAGGAACAGAAAGUGAAGACUUGUCAAGAUGUCUGGGUGAGGGGGACCAGAUCAGAGCAGAAGCCAGAUGUCAAAACAGAAACAGCAGAAGUUUGAGCAGCCGACUGGAUUAAACAGGAGGGGCGAGCUGACCUGCUACUUCACAGUAAGACACACCCAAAUUGAACUACGUCUCUACAAAAUCAUACUGAAAGCCAAAGGGCAAGAGGACAAGAGAAGAGUGAAGUAGAUAACCAGAAAGAAAAGAGUUAGAGGAAUGCCAAGCAGCAUAAACAAACUUGGCUGAAGUGCAGAUUUUGGCUUUUUCAUCUUGCAUCAAGAUCAUCACAACUGGGCGAUUUCAAAGAAAACCUUGUUAUAAACAAAUGAGCUUUUGGUCUUUUGGAUUUGUUCAAAGAACGCUUUGGCUUUGUAACCACCUCACAGGGCAUUUCAAGGAAGGAGGCAUACAUGAAGUCACCCUCCAUGCUUCCACUGUUUCCAUUUAACAUAAACAACACAAGCCUGAGCGCAUACACAUGCCUCAUCAGAUAGUGCCGUAAACUCUGAUCUUUAGAAGUAGAAAACAGAAGCACAUGAAAGUUCAAUGUCAAGUCGCUAAAAAUAUCUGACGUGUGACAGCUUUUGGCUCGGUGGAUGUUUGAGGUUUUCGUAAAGAGUAAAACUUCAUAACUUACAACUUUAAAGCUGGAACCAGAUUCCGUAAAAUGACUUAAAUGAACACCAUAUCUUAAUUAGCUGGAUGUCUGCAGCUGCCUAACAGGCACAUUAACUGACUUGCAAAAUUCACAACCCUCUGAAGGAUUUAUUAAAACUUUACAACUGCCAGACAGACUCAACUGAAAGGAUUCACGGCUCCGUAUCCGAAAGCCAUGGAUGGAAGAACAGACAGCAUCCAGGAGUUUUUCAACCAACUUUGGAGCUUUGCUACAGAAAAACACAACCAGGGGGUGUACAACACAGUCUGCCUGGUGGUCCUCCUAACUCUUCCCCUGCUGGUCCUCCUCACCACUUUGGUGGUGUGCUGCCACUGCUGCUGCUGUCGCCAUGCCAACAGCUGCUGUUGCUGCUGUGGCAAAGACGCCAUGGCAACCGCAAGGUCAGAAACAAAGAAGAAAAAGAAUUCCACUGAAGACUUGUGGAUUUCUGUCAAGACGGGGCCGUUGACACCUGACAGGGUCGCCCUGGCCAUGGAGUAGGAGGAGUAGUUGUUAUUUUUAUUUUUUUAUUUCUGAUCCUGGGUCAGUUGGUGCAGUGGAGCUGAUGGAGCGUCUCAAGAGUGUACAACUCAAACCAGCUUGGACUCAAAAGACAUAGUUCAAACCAGGGGUUGAUGCAUAGACUGUAUAAGUGAAGCCACAACAUUUCAAUUGUCCCCUGGUGGCCCGCUACAUUAUGGGCGGGACUUUGAUACCACGGCUCCACCGCCGGAUAACUAGUGCGCAGAUUCUGGCUCCAAAAUAACAAGAAGGCACUUUGUGGAGUAAGUGGAGAUGCAUGGACCAUUUUUAUAUACAGUCUAUGGUUCAAACCAAUGAGACGGCACAUUGUGAUGGGCACAGAUAUGGUUGAAACAUGUUAACAGUGUACAGUCAGUGUUCUCGUCAUUUUGUAUCCAUAUGAUGUUAUGUCUGGAGAAUGUUUACAACAUUUUGUAUGAGCUUUUUAGUGAGUGGUACAUAAAGGAAGAAUAUGCAGAGGCAUAUAUAUAUAUAUACAAAACUGAAAUGUGUUUGUUGAUAUGAGUGUGUUAGAGAGAGAGUGUGUGUGUGUGUGUGUGUGUGUGUGUGUGUGUGUGUUAGAGCUCCCAUGUGAAAUUCAUUGUGUCUGUAUUUGGGAGAAAGAGCCAAUGUAAGGUCUGCCCAGUGUUCUGAUUGCUGUAAAACUGCACACACUUUUUACAUUCAGGCUGCAAUCUAGACUCAUGAUUCACUCUCACUUUCUAAAAAAAAAACAUUUAAAAAGAAAACUAUAAGUUUGAUUUCUUUCCUCUUUUCUUACUUUAUUUGCUUAACCCUUAGAUGCAUGACCUACCUGUAUUACUGAGAAGUGCUGUAAUUGCUAGCAGGUUUAGAGCCACUACUAAAAUUAAUAAAUCAUAUUGAAAUAAUUUUUGAUGGAAAACUGAAAGCGCAUGAAAUCUUUCAAAACGCGCUUGUCUUUAUAGCUUGUAACUAUUGUUGCAUUCCAUAGACUAAACAUUUAAUUGAUUAAAAAUUACAGUUUACAAAUUUACAAAUUAAAAGUUGCAGCCAUAAUAUUUACAGUCUAUGGUUGCACCCCAGCUACUGACAGGAAAUGUAAACACGCCAAUAUUUAGUUUCAUCAAGGCUCACUGUCAUCGUGACACACUGUAAUUGACUGACACAAUGUUGAGCACUAAUACAUUUUCAACUGGAAAUGUCAAAGUGCCAACAGACCUUUCUGACAUGUUGGUGGUUACCAGUUAGAAAUUAUAUAACUAACUUAAGGUAAAGUAAAGUAAACAUGAAGGGAUUUUGGUAAGCACUGUUUUUUUUUUUAUCAGAUCAGUGAUUGGUAGAGAGUAUUUAAAAUAAUGCUAACAUUUAGUAAAAAUAACCUUCAGGGUGGUGAGACUGCUGGCAUUAGAUGUGUGGAUCAACAGUAAAUGUAUACCUGACAGUCACAGCUGAUAAAAAUCAAAGGCUCCUAGGGUUAACCUUUGAAAUUCCAUAGAAAAUGCUUGGGGUCAUUUUUGACCCCACGUAUGGAAAUGUGUGGUACUGAUGCAAAACAUGCAAUUUUUAACAAAUUUAACAAUUAGAUACAAAUCCAAAUGGCCUCAUGUCAAAAACAACCUAUUUGAGGAAUACAUGGAAGAUUAAAUGAUAAAAAAAUUUAAUUACAAAGAUAUUGCAAAAAACAACUGCUGGGGUCAUUUUUGACCCCACUUAUGCAUCUAAGGGUUAAUAUAAUACAGUCUAGGCCACAGGACUAGUUUUGGUUUUUUGAGUGUUGCAGUAGGCCUGUUCAGGUCAAGUGUGCCUUAAAGGCACAAUUCAUAAUCUAAAUGGAAGGAAAAAAAUAAACUCGGAAUAUGUUAUCCUUCCCACAUUGAUUGACAUAACUUUUAAUGCGCUGAUUACCACUAGACAGGAACCAUAUCGAUUUCAGUCAUGUUUUCUGGGCCCGUAUUUAUUCAAGUUUUAGAUUUAAGUACAAUAAUUGCCACUUUACUUUUAACAAACUUAAGAGUAAAAGCUAUUUUUCUCUUAUUCUUACAACUUAAAUGCUCUUAACAUUGUGUGUGUGUCAGCGUGGUCCUAUAUUGUCUGAUGUACAUUGCCUUUUACUUCAUCCCUAUACAUCAAAAGAUUGUUGUUGAGUUGUUCAUUCCACAUGUUCAUUGUUAAUAGAGAUAUUAAGGAUGUUAAAUAUAUCAUAUCACUGAGUAAAAUGUAAAGAUCUUUUUAAACAAAGAAUAAGCAAUUCGACAGAUCCUUGUCUUUGAGUUCUUGAGUUGCCUUGUCUCUAGAGCGUUUUUUAAGCAAAUUCUUAGAAGUCUGAUUAAUACGGGUCCAGGUUUGUUUAUAUCAAUAAUGUUUGUACAUACAGCAUUUACAGUAAUUACGUUCAUUUGAGAAAAAAAACACAAUGAUAAUUUGAUCUCUAAAUCAAACUAUUAAUGAAUAUUCUUCAAAAUGUUAUGUGGUCCAAAAAAAAGAAAACGAGAUUUAUAGAGUAUUCAAAGCAAUUUGGAACUUAUUCAACUAAACAUUUUCAAAAUAUUCAAAGAGAAACCUUGAAAUAAUCAAAGAUUUGGGCUUCAAGUGGAUUGUUGUGAUUAUUGUGUCUGAAGGCUCAUAUUUUGUGUUUAAGUGCGUGACAUCUCAAAGCCUCUUCAUGUUCAGGCAUUCAGGCAGCUUACACUGGCACUAAGUUGAUCUUGUUGCUCAAGUGCUGCUGGGAAAACAGGCUUGCAACACAUUUCAUUACUGCUAAGACAGACACAUUCCCAUGUGGAAAUUAAUGUCUGUCUCUUCUGCUUCAUGUUCAGAGAGAGAAACUGUACUUGCUGAGCUUCAUUUUGAAAAAGCUUCCCCUGCAAAAUAAAAGCUUAUGUAGCAAUGUAUCACCAAUAAGUGGUAUCACCCACACUGAAAGGUUUGCCAAGAAAUGACAUCAUCAACAUGUUCAGGGGUUGGCUGAACAUGUCACUGUGGUUUGUAUGUGUCAGAGAGAAAUUUGCAGUCAGUUAACAGACAUCAUUACCAACGGUGACAGGCUUUAUUAACAGCAUAACAAUAAUGAUAAAAAUAAGGAGUAGAUGAAAGACAGUAACUGUUCUAGCUGUUCUAUUAUUUGCCUUUACCCAUUCAUUCAGUCAUUAUAUCCACAUAAUACUGAUGAUUAUUUGUCAUAAAUCUCAUUGGGUAAAUAUUUUGCGAAAGCACCAAUACUCAACCCAACAAUAUCGUCGCGAUAUUGAUAUUGAGGUAUUUGGUCAAAAAAUAUUAUAUUUGAUUUUCUACAUAUUGAUCCGCCAUAGUCUGUAUGGUAAAUAUAAUUGGUUAGCUUUGUUUAGCACAAAGACUGGAAACGGGGAGAAAAAGCUGCCUGGUUCUGUCCAAAGCAAAAUAAUAAUUAAUAGCUUAAUUAAUUACCAUGUAACAUCUUGUUUGUUUAGUCCAGUGGUUCUCAACCCUUGAGGUUGGAGUUCGCGACCCCUUCACCCCCCUCGAUGAGAGAAAGAGCGCUACAAUCUGGUGCAAAUAGCUGUUUCUACACGCCUCCCCCUGCUGAUUUUGAGUGAUUUUUGUGAAUGCUCUGAUGUAAACAAAUAAUGCUUUGGUUUAAUGACAGUUUAGUUUUAGCAGGUAGCACCUAGCCUUGUCCAAUCUGCUUCAGGCUCUGUCGAUUUUUGAUGUGUUUGUGACUUUACUCUCCCCCUGACCCGCCCUUAGACUACUUUCUGUGUUCCACCUCCUGAUUUACAAGUGAAGCUCUACAUGAAAUGUACCAAGCUCACACAGUAAUGUAAAAAAAAAAAAAAAAAAUCUAGAAUGUGGUAUUUCAUUUUUUUCUCCCCAACCAUCUGGCGGCCCCCAGAAAUUAUCUCACGACCCCCUUGGGGUCCCGAACCACUAGUUUAGUCCGUAGAAAAUCGAUUAUUUUCCAUUAUUAGAGGGAUUAUGUGAUUUUCUGUUUCUACUAAAUACAUUCAACUAAUAUUGCUUAUAUUUUUUUUAAUUCAAUCAAUCUCAGUUGCCUCCCUGCUGCAAUCAUUUACCAGCCGACCAUGAGUUACUGACACUCAUUAUCAGUUUUCCAAUCCAUCAUACAGCCCUGUGCUAUUAAUGUGUAUCCUGCUAAAGUGCUGGUUGCAUUAAAUAGAUCACGUUCACACUGUCCACACUUUUCUCUUAACACCUGUUUGGCAGUAUUCAACAUGUUGAACCUUGCUAUGUUUUGACUUCUCUCACUUAGAACAGAUUAUUUUAUAUUUUCUAGAGGACGUAUGUAAAGCCGCUGCAGGGGUGAAAGGGUAGAGAAUAUGAAAAAAAAACAUGUUUUGCUUUUUCCCUUUAUCAGUUUGCUGUGAUCAGAGGGAAUGGAGGUGGGAGGAUUUGUCAUCUGUUUGAACAGCAAAUGUGCCGUCCUUUUUUGAUCCCAUCCAAUUAUGCAUGACAUUGUAUAUUUAGGCAUGUUGUCUGUUGUUCCACAAUUGAAAAAAUGCUGAGGUGAUUCUUUUUUUUUUAUUAUCCGCCUGGCUGGGCUUUGUUCUGCAUGCAUAAUUUAUCUUGACAUAUAGAUAAACAAUGAUGAAGAACAGCACAAUGUAGAAAAUGAAAGGCAGAGAAAUAAAGUAUUUUUUUAGAGUUGUGAAA